Molecule: messenger RNA, 686 nt
Organism: Schistosoma spindalis
Lineage: Eukaryota; Metazoa; Platyhelminthes; Trematoda; Strigeidida; Schistosomatidae
Source: the annotation of a GenBank genome assembly
AUUUGAAUCCCGGGCGGGCAUAUUAAAUAAGACGGGUAGCGCACCACUUCGGUUUCGUGGUGGAUUCCACAAUUCUAGCCAUGAACCUGUUUAAGCUUGGCAAAACCGUCUGUUAUUGUUCGUUUUAUAAUGGCCUCGCAAAACCAUAUACGCAAAUGGCAACAAAUUUGGGGGCAGAUAAGGAUUUAGUUCCUCCUUCCUUAAGUGCUGAUAAUAAGGAGUAUCCAAAACACAUACAUGAGAUUGUAAAUCGUAUCAGUUCCCUAACAUUAUUAGAAGUCGCGGACUUGUCAGAGCUGUUACUAAAAAAGUUAAACAUCAAGAAUACCGGGCCCAUGAUGCCUAUGAUGGUUCAAGCGCCAACAAACCAACCCCCCGAAGAGCCUGAAGAACAACAAGCGCCUACGAAAACAGCAUUUUCGGUCAAGCUGGUGAAAUUUGAUGCAGCAAAGAAAAUCCAACUUAUUAAAGAAAUCAAACAAGUUAUUCCAGAGAUGAAUCUUGUACAAGCUAAAAAGUUUGUAGAAAGUGCACCUGCCAAUAUAAAGACUGACGUGGGCAAGGACGAAGCUGAGCAAAUAAAAAAAGUAUUGGAAGAGGUUGGAGCGUCUAUUGCAAUCGAAUGAACAAUAUCUUAUACACAGACAAAAAAAUAAAUACUUUCCAAAAUAAAAAUUAAUAGUGCA